AUGGCGCCAACCUUCGAACUAGUUGUUUGCAUCACAUCUUCAGCACUAUUCGAUUGUACCGAGUCAGGUGAAAUUUGGAAUCGUGAUGGACCCGAAGCAUAUGAAGAAUAUCACCGUGCUAAUCUUAUGGUGCCUCUUGAACCGGGUGUUGGUUUUCCUCUUGUUCGAUCACUAUUAGCAUUGAAUGAAGUCGCUAAAAAACAGCUGGUCGAAGUUGUACUCGUUUCUCGUAAAGAUGGUUAUUCGGGAGAACGAGUACGGCAAUCUAUCUAUCAUUAUAACCUAUCCAUUACACGUAUGUCAUUUACUGGUGGUACAGAUGUCACAAAAUACUUAUCAGCUUGGAAAUGUGAUCUUUUUCUCACGGCAGAUGAAAAUCAAGUGCGUACAGUACUGUGUGAUACUUGUUGUGAAACAUUUACAGGCAUUGCAGCUGCGCUAGUAUGCAAUAUAGUAAGCACAACACUACCGAUCCCUUCCAAUCUAACACCAAUACUUGAAUCUCCUUAUGUUCAACAAUCGAAUUCGAAUACUGACGUGGUUGAAUUGUCGCCUGCAGUAAAUACAUCAACCGAUUCCGUUUCAUCUGCUUUGUUAGCUUCUCUAUCAUGGCCAGAAGGUCAAGUUCGUAUUGCUUUCGAUGGAGAUGGCGUUCUUUUUUCAGAUCAAGCAGAAUGUGUCUUCAAAACAGAUGGACUCGAAGGAUUUUUCGAGUUCGAACGUCAACAUGGACAUAUUGCUUUACCAAAGGGUCCCAUGCAAUCAUUUGCUCUCAAACUACAAAAACUUCGUCAAUCCUUAGGAGAUGAUCAAAACUGGAGAGUACGUACAUUUUUGGUUACUGCUCGCAAUGACGUAGCUAAUAUACGAGUAUUUCACACUCUCAACGAAUGGGGUCUCAAAAUAGAUGAGAUACAUUUCUUGGGUGGAUUGGAUAAAACACCAUUCUUGCAAUCAAUUAAUCCAGCUAUUUUUUUUGAUGACUCAAGAGAAACUAUUGAUCGAGCUAAAAUUUAUGUUCCAUCAGCACAAGUUAUCUAUGGUAUUAACAAUAGGCGUAAUAGCAUUCUAAGAAGAUCAAUAUCUACUGAAACUAAACACUUGGAACAAAUAAAUUUCAAAUAA
Molecule: messenger RNA, 1125 nt
Organism: Rotaria sp. Silwood1
Lineage: Eukaryota; Metazoa; Rotifera; Eurotatoria; Philodinida; Philodinidae
Source: the annotation of a GenBank genome assembly